Molecule: messenger RNA, 459 nt
Organism: Jatropha curcas
Lineage: Eukaryota; Viridiplantae; Streptophyta; Magnoliopsida; Malpighiales; Euphorbiaceae
Molecular function (GO): catalytic activity
Source: RefSeq, a predicted model, not a curated record
AUGUUCGCUGAAGAAAAGAAAUGGCGUCAUCCUCACCCUCCAUGCUUAUUACAGGGUUUCUCGGAUACCGUGGCUCACUGUGGUCUAGUUGAUUUGGGAAUGUCUGGGUACCCUUUUACUUGGGCUCAUGGUAGUGGUCAUCACCGGGUUGAGGAAAGAUUAGACAGAGCUUUGGGAAACAUCACUUGGCAGAAUCAUUUUCCAAAUUAUCAGGUCCAGAACUUAGUAUCAAGUAAGUCUGAUCACUCUCCUCUUUUUAUUCUUACCUCUCCCAAAACCGACAGUUUGAGACAUCACCGUUUUCGGUUCGAGAAUAUUUGGCUAGAGGAAUCUGAUGUAGACGUUGUGGUUAGAGAUAGUUGGACUUGUCAUGAGGGCGUUGAUGUAAUAGGGAAGAUAAAAACUUGUGGAGAACGCUUACAGAGCUGGGGUAGGAGAUUAAAGCUUCGGUUUAGGUAG